Molecule: messenger RNA, 1627 nt
Organism: Acaromyces ingoldii
Lineage: Eukaryota; Fungi; Basidiomycota; Exobasidiomycetes; Exobasidiales; Cryptobasidiaceae
Product: mitochondrial carrier
Exons: 7
Coding region: 282-1511 (409 amino acids)
Biological process (GO): transport
Molecular function (GO): transmembrane transporter activity
Source: RefSeq, a predicted model, not a curated record
UGGACGCCGGCUUCUUCACCAUUUCUUCGAUCCGACACGGCGACCCCUUUUCAUCGGCCUGGCAAUGGCCAUCCGUCGUCUUCUCUGAUCACGGAACACACACGCGCAUAUCUCUGCUUCUUCUUCAGCGCCCUUUUGAUUUGCCCCGCCUCCCACCAGUCCAGCGAAAAAGUUUCCCAUUUCUCGGGCCGACAACGAGGUCUAGAGAGGGCGACGGCUACACAGUGACCAGGGUCACAAGCAACAAGGAGGGGGAGGGCGACGCUUGAGCUGGAGAUAGGAUGGGCAACGAUGGGAUAGAGUCCAGCUUGGUUGGGCAGGUCGCUGGUCCCUCUCGGCUGGCAAGCAUCGGCACGCCGGUCAACCCUGGCGAUAGCAAUGGUUUGCUUUCGGGUAUCGGUCAGAGCCUGGGUGUGCAGGCUGCCGUUCCUCCGAUCUGGUGGAACCCGACAACAUGGAGCGAGGACAAGGUAAACGACUUCUUGUGGAACUAUCGCACCAUCGUGGCCGCCGGUACCGCAUCGCUGGUCUCGACAGCUGCUUCUUUCCCUUUCGACAGCCUCAAGUCGCGGUUACAAGUCAAGUACUACCCGAGUAUAUGGGCAUGUGGGAAAGCGGUUCUUAAAGAGGAGGGCAUGAAGGGCUUCUUUCGGGGGGUCACGAUUCCACUCAUCACCAUUUCAUUUGUGCGCACCUCUUCCUUCUCCAUCUACGUCAAUACCAAAGAGGCUCUUCACCGGAGGGGCUAUCUGGCCGACUCGUCAAAACUCUGGCAUACAGCACUGAGCGGUGCCGCCGGCGGUGCCACGAGCGGAGUUAUUAUCAGCUGUGGCUCAGCGCCCUUCGAGCUCGUCAAAGUGCAGAGGCAGCUGGAAUACUUGACAGCGGUGCAGAAGGGUCUCGUCACCCAGGUCGGGUCAAAGUACCAAGCGAGAUCUGGCUUCCAGGCGGCUGCUGAAAUCUGGCGGUAUCAUGGCGGUCCCAAAGGCUUCUACCUCGGAUUUCCCCUGCACAUGUGUCGAGAUACGCUUGGCACAGCCCUCUACUUUGGCUUCUACGAUACCAUUCGAUCCUACGUCCGACGCCAUGCAUCGCCAAACACAAAACCAGGAGGCCAAGCACAGCUGUUCGGCCUGCCAGGGCCUGUCGUCUCGUUCUUGUCUGGCUCUACUGCGGGGAUUGCAUCCUGGCUGAUCGUCUACCCGGUCGACCUGCUCAAGACCAAUGUGCAGCAGCGGUCUCUGUCGAACCACCCUAAACAGCUGACUGGCUGGCAGCUCUUCACACAUUUGAUGCGCGAGCGGCCACCACCGGACCCGUCGAUUCGAGAUACUUUCUUGAAGCGGUUCCUGAGACUGUAUAGAGGGCUAGGUGUCAGCGCGUUGCGGAGCUUCAUCUCGCACGGUCUGACAUGGACCUUGAUCGAGUCCAUCUCUGCGCGCAUUUCCGAGCGAACAGGGAAACCGUUCCGAGAAGACGCAACAUCAUUGUCGAGCAAAGGGAAAUCAUGAGCUCUCUAUGAGAUCGACCGCUUUGUAGAUCUCUCUUUUUCCACCACCUCUUUCAAUAGCAUAGACGAAAAGGGGAGACGAGGACCAGAGUUGGGUCUCGACCCACCAUAUAAAAG